Molecule: messenger RNA, 4805 nt
Organism: Cyprinus carpio (common carp)
Lineage: Eukaryota; Metazoa; Chordata; Actinopteri; Cypriniformes; Cyprinidae
Gene: myom3
Product: myomesin 3
Molecular function (GO): protein binding
Source: RefSeq, a predicted model, not a curated record
AUUUUUAUCUAAUUUCUUAUUUUUAAACUGUGUAUAGUUAUAGUAUAAAUAUAGUAUAUUUAUAAAGUUUUAGCUUUUAGUUUUGGAUCUGUUUUUGGCUCUUUUAAUACUACAAUUGAUUGCUUCUGUUGUCCUCAUUUGUAAGUUGCUUUGGAUAAAAGCGUCUGAUAAAUGACUAAAUGACUAAAUAAAUAAAUAUGUUUUUUGAGGUCUGUUUUUUGGAGAGGUGAUGGAAAUGGUCCGUGACUCGUCCUGUAUCGUCACUGGUGUGUGUCUGCUGUUGUGUAUCUGUCUUCUGACAGCCGUGUCGAUCUGCUCACAUGCAGGUGCUGCCGAGUGCUUCGCCAUGGCAACCAAAAUAGUAACCCAGCGCUGCCAGGAGGAGCAGAUGGAGCAGAUGUCUCACAGCAUGCAGAUGUCGUCCCAGAUCAAGAAGAGAAAGUUCAAAUCCAGUGAUGAAGAGGCUUCUCUGAGUGAAUUCUAUCCCAUCAUUCCUGGUGACGUCAUGUCUGUGAAGGAGAUCCUGACCGAACCCAAGUUCCCACGCCACCGGACAUGGGAGGCCCUGAGAGAGACGCUGUCCAGUGAUGAGCUGCACCAGAGGGACCAGUGGACGCUGUUCGGGAACGAGGCUGAGAAACUGGAGAUCGGUGUGAUCAGAAACCAGCGUGUCGUCCGUGAGCGAGUGGAUCGAUUGGCUCUGCGCUGGGAGGCCGAGAGAAAAGCUUCACUGCACAUGAAGUUCAUUGAGGAUCUGAGCAUGAAGGCUCCUGAUUUCCCCGUCCCGCUGCGGCCGCACGCGGUGUGGGCCGGGAUGGACGUCAAACUCUCCUGCUUGAUUCAGGGCUGCCCGGUUCCCAGCAUCACAUGGUACAAGGAUGAUGUUCCUCUCCGAGGUUCCCUUCCGUGGAACUACAAGCUGACGCAGAAGUGCGGCCUCGACGUUUUAGAGAUCAGGAGAUGUUCUGCUGAAGAUGCUGGAGAAUACAAGUCUCAGAUAUACUUUAUUCUUCCAUUUGCAGCACAUGAAGGGGCCGAGGCGAAACUGAAGCGCUCGUGGACGCCCAUCUCAGUUCCAGAGCCGGACGCUCAGCUGGCCUCCACCUUUCCUCCAACAUUUGUGAAAGAAGGUGAUAACUUGGUUCUGCAGUGCAGUUUCACCACAGCUUUACUGCCGUUCCAACAGGAUGUGACCUGGUACAGAGACGGGCUGGUGUUGCGUCAGUCCAGUCGUGUGGAGCUGCAGACGGGUCUGCGAUCUGCCAGUCUCACCCUGAAGCGAGUGCACAAGGAACAUGAAGGCCUGUACAGCGUCCGCCUGCGCACCUGGGACGGGACCGUCGAGCACAGCGCCUACGUCUAUGUCAAAGAUGGACCUGCGGUUGUGGUCGGGGCUCCAGGUUCUCCUCUACAGGUGAAGUGUUCUGAUGUGAGCCGGGAUUACGUGUUCCUCUCGUGGAUUCCUCCCAGCGCAGACGGAGCCGCUGCUGUGCAGGGUUACUUCAUAGAGAGGUGUGACAUCGGUGUUGGGAAGUGGGAACGCUGUAAUGAUGUCAUCCAGAGGGAGUGUCAUUAUCCCAUCAUGGGAUUGAAGGAAAACACAAUGUACCAGUUCCGCGUGUGUGCAGUCAACCAGGCCGGCGUGGGCCGUCCGUCUAAAGCCACUGAGCCCAUCCUGACUUCUGACCCCCUGGAGCCCAGCAGGACUACGGUGGUGAAGGUGGAGCGCGGGAGAGAGAUUGUGAUCACUAAGGACCAGCUGGAGGGUCAAAUCCGAGUGCCGUUCCCCCCCACCGAUGUGCGAGUUUGUGAGCUUAGCGACACCUACGCCGUGCUGAGCUGGACUGAACCGGAUCCGCGGGGCAGAGAGCCUCUCACUUACUCCGUGGAGCGGUCCCUAACAGGGAAGGAGAGCUGGCAUCUGGCCAGUAUGGAUAUGACGGUCCUGUCCACAAGAUUUGUGGCGUUUGACCAGCAGAAGGGAAAGUCAUACACUUACCGCGUUCGCUCUGUUAACAAAUAUGGCAUCAGCGAACCAUCUCUUCCCAGCGAACCCAUCUCAGUGGGACAGCCGCUAGGAGUUCCUGCCCCACCACACGGCGUCCUUUCCAUCCGAGACACCAACAGUUCACUCCUGUUGCAGUGGAAGGAGCCCAAAAUAACAGAGGGCAUUGUGGGAUACUAUCUGUACUGCAGUGAGGUUGGAAGUGGACAGUGGAAGACCAUCAACAAUAAGCCCAUGACCAAAACCAGGUUUACAGUUGAUGGCCUGAAGACUAAUAAAGAGUAUGUAUUCCGGGUGAAGUCCGUGGGACUGGCGGGAAACAGCAUCUACUCUGAGGAGUCUCCUGCCAUUCAAGUGAAAUCAGCGAUAUGUGUUCCGUCCCGUCCAUCAGCCAUCGCUCUACUGCACUGCACCGGAGCAGAGAUGCUGAUUGCCAAUAAAGCAGCCAAUCACGGAGGAUACCACCUGCACCACAACUACAAAUACCAGAGCUACAAACACAGAUCACCUUCAAACACAACCAAAGACAAGCCCACUAAAGAGCGAGUGUACGAGGUGACAGGCCUUCAGGAAGGAAGUUUUUACCAGUUCCGAGUCUUCGCAGCCAAUAUCGUUGGACUGGGUGAGGCUUCUGAAGCCAGCGAGCUGUUUUUGUGCGAGCGCUGGACGAUGCCUGAGCCUGGUUGUCCGUAUGAUCUGGAAUUUAGAGAAGUGAGGCGGAACUCUCUGGUGCUGCUGUGGGCGGAGCCUCUGUACAAGGGCCAAUCAGAGAUCAGCGGGUAUGUAGUGGAGAUCAGCGAGGGGGCGGAGUCUGAGGAUUGGACCCCCGUGACGAGUGAGCCGGUGACCGAAACCCACUUAAAGGUUUCAGGUCUGCAAGCAGGUCAGACGUACCGCCUCCGUGUGUCUGCCGUCAACGCUGCCGGAGUCGGCAUGUCUUCAGUGGCCUCGGAGCCGGUGGAAGCGCAGACUAAAGCAGGAACCAAAGAGAUUGAGAUCGGAGUCGAUAACGACGGCUUCAUCUUCCUGGGCUUUGAAGCUCCAGACAGCUCUGAUAAAGACGUCUUUAAGUGGAGUCAGAACUACGGGAAAGCGAUUGAUGCUGGACGAGCCCGACUGGAGAACAAAAACAACAGGUCUGUUCUCACCUUCACGGACGCCUCGGAGCAGGAUUUGGGCCUUUACACGGUGGAGCUGAGCGGAAACCCUGCCGUCUCCUCUAGUUUCACCUUCACUGCGGAGGAUCUGGAGAGGCUGACAGAGCUCAGCUGGCAUGUGAGAAACCCACUGAUCGCCCUGAAGUCUGAAGGCUGGCAGGUGGACGUGUCCGAGCAGGGAAGUGUCCGUCUGUGGCUGCAGACCGAGGCUCUCAGCAGCGCCGCGGUGCUUCGGCUCAUCCUCAAUGACUGCGAGAUCUCCAGCACACCGACGCGUAAGAUUAACUUUGACAAGGCACAGGGUCUGGUGGAGAUCCUGUUUGAUCAGAUAUCAAGAGACGACGAGGGCUCGUACACCGCACAGCUCAAAGACGGCCGGGCCAAGAACCAGUUCACUCUGGUGUUUGUGGAUAAGAAAUUUCGGGACACACUGGCCAAAUCUCAGGCCAAUAGACACAACUGGAAGAGAAAGUCGGGUCCCCAUUUCCAGGAGUUUGUGUCAUGGACAGUGACUUCAGAUUGUGAAAUGAUUAUGAAGUGCAAGGUCACUAACGUGAGCAAAGACACGCGUGUGAAGUGGUUUAAGGACGGAGUGGAGCUUCUUCAUGCGGUGUACGAGCCCACGGGGGUCAGCACCUUCACCGUCCCGCAGGUGACGAGGAAGGAGCUGGGUGUGUACAGAGCCGUAGUGUCUGACAGCAGAGGAGAAGACGAGAGCGUCCUGGAGCUGAUCGAUGACGAGUUUGAGCGUCUCCUGCAGCAGCUCAAUAAACAGUGCGCGCUCUCUGCUGGUCCAGUGGGCAUCCAGUGCACUGCGCAGGGCUUCAAGCUCUAGAUUCCCCAUAAAAUAAAACCUGAGCAUAAUAAAAACAAGCAAUAUCAACUAUAUGUAGACAAGAGAAUUGAUCUGGAGGAGCGGAGCAAGCCGGGCAGCAGCAUGCAGAAGGUUUGGAUUGAGAUACUGGGACCCACUGAAAAGGAUAAAGGGAAGUACACCCUGGAGAUGUUCGACGGCCAGGAAACACACAAGCGCUCUCUGGAUCUGUCUGGACAAGCCUUCGCAGAUGCUUUGCUGGAACACCAGAGACUGAAGCAAGUGGAGUUUGCUGAGAAAAAUCGAGCGCGAGUCACAAAGGGCCUUCCGGAUGUGGUGGCCAUAAUGGAGAACAAGUCUCUGUGUCUGACGUGUUUUGCCGAAGGCGAUCCUGCACCAGAAAUGUUUUGGCUGAAGAACGACAGAGAAGUCACCUCCACCGGCCAGUAUAACAUUAAAAACGAGAAUAAAUCCUCCACUCUCACUAUAAACCAUGUGACCAUGGAGGACUCGGGCAACUAUAGCAUCUUCGUGCGCAAUAAACACGGAUCGCAGACGGUCCUCGUGACCGUCAGUGUGUAUAAACGCGGUGACAAGCCUCGAGCAGAUGCAGUGCAAAUGUAAGCGAAGCCACAGUGAUUGAGACUGAAGUUAUAUUUUGCCACGUCAGUGAUGAGUGAAUCGUUUUAUUAAAGUCAACAAUGGCCUUAUUUACAUUUUGGAGUGUGUAUGACAGUGUCUGAAAUAAAUGUGUGUUCACCCUCAGUCCAUCCAAGAUGUAGAUGAGUUUGUUUCUUCAUCAGAUUUGGAGAAAUGUAGCAUUGCAUCA